AUGUCAGAGCUGGCACGACCGAAUGCUUUUCUACACCAUCGAGACACGCUAGAUCGCUUGUGGACAUCCGCUGACGAAGAAGAGCAAGACAACGAAGAGAUACUGUGCCAAGAACUAUUCUUUCAUAGACCUCAGCUCUUUAAUCAUCGAGACACGCUCGCUCGACUGCAUUUCAAACAGAAUAGCGGUUCAGCUCUGCCUGAUCAUGUGUUGUGCCAGAUUGCCAAACUCCUGGAUCCUGACUCCUACAAGAAUAUGCGGCUGGUCUGUCGGCAGUGGUCCGACAAUCUACCACGUCCUGUUCUUAGCUCGGCACAGCGCCUGCCGCCAGAGAUUGUUGUCCAGAUCCUCAACUACUUGGCGCUCGUAGAUUUUGAUUCGGCAAGGCACACUUGCAGAGUCUGGUUCCUGCCGAGCUUGGAUCAUAAGAUUGCUACUUCAGUCCUGAAGGCAUCCGGAAACCAAUCUGCUCAUCUGCACGAUCUACAGUGUGCGCGACAGAGACGACGUCAGAGCAGCUCACAGCUAGAGACUUCGAACUUGGAACUCGGAAACACCGUCCCGGAGCACAUCGAUCAGGAAUGGCUCAUGUCAAAACGGCUUGCGACCGAGAGUAGACUCAGUGGAUAUUGGCGAGGGUCGAGUAUACGUCGGGAUAGUGGUCACACUCUAUCUAGUUUCAGCAUAACAGAGGAAGUCGACUUUUCAAGACUAUUACACCAAGCAUGUUCAUCCACGUCCACAGAUCUGGUACUACGACGAUUCACUAUCUCUGCCUGUGGAUCAUAUUUGAUGGUGAUUGUGGACGAGGAAAUAUUCGUUUACAAUCUGCGCACACCGGAAGCGUCCAUAUGUCCCGUUGUUCGUAUUGUGGCAGGCCGCAGAGUUCUUGCUAUCAGCAUGGACGUGAGCUCUGGUCGCAACUCAAUAGCGACACUUCUCGAUGGUCGUGUCGGAGCGUCAUGGGAUCUUAACAACCUACCGGUGGGUGACGCUAUAUCGACUCAGGUCGGAGAGCCGCUUGACCUAGGUAUGAGAACUCACAUCCAAGGUCUUGCACCUCUUGGCGUUGCAAAGCCUGUUCCAAUGGAAGGCUUAUCAGAUACCGCUCGAGGGGCCGAUGGACCUGCGUUCCACUCUAUCAUCAGCGAUGAGGAAGUGGUGGAGAGCACAUAUGGCCUCGUUCCUUGUCAGACUGAGAGUCCUGAAGCAGCUUCCCCAUGGCUCAGUCAAGAGUAUCGACGCAACUCAGACCUUCAGGCACUGCUCAAUGUCUCAGAACCUUCACUAGGACCUAUUAAGAUCAUUGCUCGUCCCACUAGUGUUUAUGCUAACCUCGGCACUGGCAGCGAUAGUCCUCGGAGUGUGGCAAUCUGUCCGCAGCGAAAAUGUGUUGCUUUUGGCUGUCGAGGCGGGAUUGAACUGCAUUGGGUCGACAAAACCACUGGGACUAGCCUUAACAGAUGGUUUCCACUUGCAGCUCCAAGUGAUCAUCUGUAUUUCCUACCUCAACGACCUGGUUCUGACUCCACAAAGAAACUUCGCCUGAUCUCAAGUGCUGCAGACCCACUACAGAGUCGUCCCGCGCGUCGUGCGAGUGCACCUACUAAGUGGAAACUCAGGUCUUCAUAUCCCGGUCAUGGUCGAUUGCAAAGUAUGACAAGGUUGUUUUUUGGCAGCUUACCGUUCCCCAGUGCUCUAAGCAGAAGCAACUCAACACUACAGGAAGACAACGAGAGACAAGGUAUCUUGAGAACAGUUGAUUGUGAUCAUUAUCUUGCUGUUCCACUCUCUGAUGGAGUCAACGUACUCUUUACAUGUCCUGCCAGCGGUCUCCUAUGUCUCGGCUCAGAUGCUCCUCUUGGUGGGCCAACCAAACUGAUGCGCAAAGUCUGCAUGGUACCUCCAGCAAGCGACACGCCUGAAAAGGCAAGUGCUUUGACCUGUUAUAGGGCAGGUCACGAUCUUCGAUGGGGCGUACGCAUCGUUGCUGCAUACGAUGAUGGUCGAGUAAUCUUGUACAACAUCCCACUUGACUGCUUCAACCGCAUUCGCCACAUCCGAUCAACACCAGAUGUUUGGGACGAGCUGGCGGGAGUCGUUGGACAAAGUGAUUUGUUGAUGGAUAUUUUCAUGGCCGAACAACAUGAUGUGAGCGAGCCUGACUCCAAGGGAGAAGGCCUAGCUCUCACACGACAAUCUUCUGACUCGUCAUCAUCUUCGAGGUCUUUCCGAUCACUACAGAUGGACGGCACUGUGAUCUUCCACGCUAAAUCUGGCGUUAAUGAUCUCCAGGUCGAUUGUGCUGGUGGUGGUGUCAGAGUCUGGAUCUUCAUGCGCGAUUCCACAGCUGUCAGGUUGAGUAUCUAUACACUGCGCAAUUUCCAACCGGUUCACAAGUACGUCAACGUGGAUGGCUUGGUGCAUGACCUUGGUCAGUACCACGCAAUACAGAAGGAGGAUGACUGUCCGGUAGCAAAGAUCAAAGGCAAAGGGAAGGGGAAAGUUCACAUGGAGCUGCCUAGCGAUGAUGAACCAAGUAUUGAAGAAGAGCAGGAAGGCCACGUCAAAUUUGUGGUGUUUUAA
Lithohypha guttulata is the source of this 2586-nucleotide messenger RNA. RefSeq lists its product as uncharacterized. Gene Ontology annotation, molecular function: protein binding. The record is from RefSeq and is a predicted model, not a curated record. Lineage: Eukaryota; Fungi; Ascomycota; Eurotiomycetes; Chaetothyriales; Trichomeriaceae. Bases 1 to 2586 code for a protein of 861 amino acids. The transcript has a single exon.